AUGACAAGAAUAGCAGAAGGAGAGAUGUACCGUGAUCUUUGUCUUUCCAAGGAUCGAGGUCGUCGAUUUAGCAGCUUGCUGUUGGUGAGAAACAAACCAUUAGAAUGUGAAAUAAAUAAUAUUCUACGCAGAGAGGAGGAGCGUUGCUUUGAGACAAUUUCAAACGAUAAAAUCGACUCCAAAACGCGGACGUUCGAAGCAGGCUGUGACAGAAUGUGGGACAACCUGACCUGCUGGCCCCCCUCUUCAUUUGGAAAGACUGUCGCGGUACCUUGCCCCAAGGUGUUUUAUGUUUUGACUCACAAAGAAGGAGUCGUUUACCGAAACUGUACAAGUGAUGGAUGGUCAGAACAAUUCACUGCCUAUGCAAUAGCCUGUGGAUAUGAUGUGAAUGAUACUCAAAAUUCAAUCAAGUCAAGUGUGCAGUUAUAUAUAUUGACUUUUUUAAUUUUACUUAUUUGUAUCUUUACAAAGCAAUCAAACUAUAUGAACAUAAAGAUUAUGUAUACAGUGGGACACAGUACAUCCUUCAUAUCCCUGACCAUAGCUGUAGCAAUCCUUGGAUUAUUUCGGAAACUUCAUUGCACCAGGAAUUACAUUCAUAUGCACCUGUUUGUGUCGUACAUGUUUCGUGCUAUUUCAAUCUUCAUAAAAGACAGAAUCCUCUUUUCCUCCGAAGCUGUUGAUCAUUGCAGUGCUUAUUCGGUUGAAUGCAAAUUUGCCCUUAUUUUCUUCCAAUACUGUACUAUGGCUAAUUUCAGUUGGUUACUUGUAGAAGCUCUGUAUCUGCACACACUCCUGGUGGUAUCUGUAUUUUCAGAGCAAAAAUAUUUCUGGUGGUUCAUUAUUCUUGGAUGGGGUAAGUUUCAAAUUAGGGUGGCCCAGCACUUUUUAUUUCACCUUGGGCAAUUGCAAGAAGAAUAUAUGAAAACACUGGAUGUUUAUUUUUAUUCUAUUUUGCAGAUCAGCUUUGUGCUCUUUCUUCACAUCAUUAGGAUAUUAAUAAAAAAGCUAAAAACACCUGAUGUUAUGGGGAAUGAGUUUAACCAGUACAAGAGACUUGCAAAGUCUACUUUCUUGUUAAUCCCGUUGUUUGGAGUUCACUAUAUAGUUUUUAUAAUUUUUCCGGAAACAGAAGGGAGCCUUGCCAUAGAAUUACGAAUAUGUUUAGAGCUCUUUCUUGGAUCGUUCCAGGUAUGUACUUGA
Molecule: messenger RNA, 1206 nt
Organism: Leucoraja erinaceus (little skate)
Lineage: Eukaryota; Metazoa; Chordata; Chondrichthyes; Rajiformes; Rajidae
Product: secretin receptor-like
Exons: 10
Coding region: 1-1206 (401 amino acids)
Biological process (GO): adenylate cyclase-modulating G protein-coupled receptor signaling pathway; cell surface receptor signaling pathway
Cellular component (GO): plasma membrane
Molecular function (GO): G protein-coupled peptide receptor activity; secretin receptor activity; peptide hormone binding
Source: RefSeq, a predicted model, not a curated record